Molecule: messenger RNA, 635 nt
Organism: Gracilinanus agilis (Agile Gracile Mouse Opossum)
Lineage: Eukaryota; Metazoa; Chordata; Mammalia; Didelphimorphia; Didelphidae
Gene: S100A13
Product: S100 calcium binding protein A13
Exons: 4
Coding region: 262-558 (98 amino acids)
Biological process (GO): positive regulation of canonical NF-kappaB signal transduction; positive regulation of cell population proliferation
Cellular component (GO): perinuclear region of cytoplasm
Molecular function (GO): RAGE receptor binding
Source: RefSeq, a predicted model, not a curated record
CCCACAUGCAUGCUAGCGAUCAAACGGGGUUCUUGGUUGUGGUUGCUACCAGCUCCGCCCUUGCACAGGGCAGAGAGGGCAAGGGACGAUAAAGUGGGAGACAGAGAGAGAGGAUCUACACCGCGGACUCCAGCCUUCCCAGCCCCUCCCCUCGGGCUUUAAUAAACCUCAGUCCAGCCCUACUUGCAUCUGCUAGAGACUGAACAGGAGGAUCCACAGUUAGUUCAUCGGCAGCAAGCUUCCACACUCCUAGCCUUCUCCAUGGCUGCUGAGCCGUUGACAGAGUUGGAGAUAGCUAUUGAGACGGUGGUGAAAACCUUCUUCACCUUCGCUGUUCGAGAGGGGAAGAAAGGCACCCUCAGCAUCAGUGAAUUUAAAGAUCUGGCCACCCAGCAGCUGCCCCAUCUGCUCAAGGACACAGGCUCCCUGGAUGAGAAGAUGAAGAAGCUGGAUGUAGAUCAGGAUUCCGAGCUCAAGUUCCACGAAUACUGGAGGCUUAUUGGGGAACUGGCCAGGGAGAUGAAGAAGGAGAAAGCGGCAGAGAUGCGGAAGAAGUGAAGCUGGCGGAGGAGGGAGAAGAGGGGAAGGGGAAGAAAUGACCCUCGUCCCCCUAAUAAAGUUGUCUUGAAAUACAA